Lepisosteus oculatus (spotted gar) is the source of this 3948-nucleotide messenger RNA. RefSeq names its product G protein-coupled receptor 83 (gene gpr83). Gene Ontology annotation, molecular function: neuropeptide Y receptor activity. Gene Ontology annotation, biological process: neuropeptide signaling pathway. Gene Ontology annotation, cellular component: plasma membrane. The record is from RefSeq and is a predicted model, not a curated record. NCBI's taxonomy places the organism in Eukaryota, Metazoa, Chordata, Actinopteri, Semionotiformes, Lepisosteidae.
UUUCUUCAGCAAACUGUCAGCUGUAAAUCUGAUUUGAACAUUGGGUUUAGCUGUCUUCUCACACGUCCGUUUAGAGGUCUUCGCAGGAGAGCAUCCCCCCCAGUCACAGUUUGUAUUCCCCAGAAGACGACUAUACUGUAUUUGGUGAUGUACUUGAGACGGUCCAGUACUACUGCCAGUAGUUGACACACAGGCGACUCCGCUUAGCUGCUGAAGCUUUAUUGGUUGUUUCGUGGAGACAUCACACAUCAAAGCAGCUUUAUAUAACCGAGGCAUUGUCCAAACGAGGAAUUAUUUAGAUGGUUGUUAAUACUUUGGACUGCGUCUGCAGACUUGCUUCAAGUAUUCGUCUUCUUGUGUACAGUAGAUGUUUCAUCUGAAAUGAGCUGGCGUUUUGUGAUAUACUCUACUAUUGGCUGGGAAAAAGUAAGAGGUUCGCUGCCGUGGAUAAGAAACUUGUAAAUAGUGAAUAAAAAGUGUCUAAGGAACUGCGCUAUAUACAGUACCUUUAACAGAACAAAUCAUUUGUACGUAAGAAAAUCAUACUUAAAAUGCAGUGUCAUAUUCAAUACCUUCACGACGCAUAAAAACAAAUAGCAAAUCCGAAAAUGACGAGGUACAUGUGGCUGUCCUUGCCAUAUGUCUCUAAAUCAUUUCAAAAGUCUGAUGGGACCAAUUUAUCGGACUUGUUCUCAGCUUUCUACGGGUUUCCUAACAGCUCUUGGUUUUUCAACUGGAAUUUUACGCUCGAUGAAGGAAUUUAUGACAACGGAACCAAAUAUGAAACUGAAUCACAGAAUCCGACUGUAAAGGCUCUUCUUAUAGUUGCUUAUUCGGUUAUCAUCGUUAUUUCUCUGUUUGGAAACAUCUUGGUGUGUCAUGUUGUAAUAAAAAACAAGAGAAUGCAUUCUGCUACCAGCUUGUUCAUAGCCAACUUGGCUAUUGCUGACAUAAUGAUUACCCUGCUUAAUACACCGUUUACCUUGGUGAGGUUUGUUAACAGCUCUUGGGUAUUCGGGAAAGCGAUGUGCCAUGUCAGUCGUUUCGCACAAUACUGCUCAGUUCAUGUCUCAGUGUUAACCCUUACUGCGAUUGCUCUUGACCGACACCAGGUGAUCAUGCAUCCUCUUAAGCCCCGCAUGUCAACAGUGAGAGGAGUGAUCUGUAUUGCUGUGAUCUGGGUGAUGGCAACCUGUUUCUCUUUGCCCCAUGCCAUCUAUCAGAAUCUUUUCCGCUUUGAAUUUGGUUAUAAAAAGGUCCGGAUGGUGUGCCUUCAUAGCUUUCCUCAGCCUGCUGACCUCUUUUGGAAGUAUUUGGAUUUGGCCACUUUUGUCUUACUCUAUGUCCUACCCUUGUGUAUCAUCUCAGUGGCUUACAUUAUUGUGGCAAAGAAGCUCUGGAUGAGGAAUGCCAUUGGUGAUGUUACAAUGGAACAGUACUUUGCUCAUCGCCGCAAGAAGAAGAUGACCCUGAAGAUGCUAAUGCUUGUGGUGGUUGUCUUUGCAGUUUGCUGGUUUCCACUGAACUGCUAUGUAGUCCUGGUCUCUAGCAAAGCCAUCAUUACCAACAAUGCACUAUACUUUGCAUUCCACUGGUUUGCUAUGAGCAGCACCUGCUACAAUCCCUUCAUAUACUGCUGGCUGAAUGAAAGCUUUCGCUCUGAACUGAAAUCUUUGUUAUGCAUCUGCAGAAGGCAGCAACCUACAAACACCCAUGUCAUGCCCUCAAUUUCACCCCCCUUUAGGAAUGCAUGGGUUGAACGUGGAAACUGCAGAAGCAGUAAACUCAUCAAUCCAAGCACAAAGUCCACCUCCAAAAUGCACUCUGGGAGAACAGACAUUUCCAUUGUGGAGCCGAUUGUAGCUGUGACCUAGAGUUUAAACAGUCAAAUAUUCAUUAUAGUCUUGGCUUAUGUGUGCAUGGAACACAGGCACGAAAAAGAAAAGUGCAGAAGAUAAUAUAUGAGAAUUAAUUGAUCUAAUUUUUCUCAUAGUGAACUGAGUGCCUGAGUAGCCACUGCCCUCCCUUAUACAUGUGAUGUUCAAAUGUAAUUCUAAUAACUGAUGCACAAAAUACAUAAUCUUACAUAUCCCAGGUGAUUCCACUGGAAAAAAAGACAUCACAAAUUUGAGCCUGGUUUAUGGCAUAAGCCCAAGAGGGAGGGGCCGCUUUCCUCUGAACCUGUUAUUUCAGAAUGUGUAGCUAAAGGUGAAUGACUGGAAGGGAACGAGAGUGAGAGCAGUCUGUUUGUACACCCUUAUUCUCUCUAUGUGAACACAGGGACCAUCGCUAUAAACGUAAGAUGUAACAAUGUAAUUGGUCAUUUCCAUUUCAUAAAUGCUAAUCAGUUGCGUUAUAAUAAUAGUAAUUGGCGAUUUCAAAUUAAAUGAAAUAAUCUCACCGGAUGGCAAACGUUUACAUUUUAAAAACACAAGAUUGCGAUUUACAAUGAAUUAUUUGUAGUUAUGAUUUAUAUUGAAAGCAAAAUGUAAAGGCAAGAGAUCAUCAUAAUAUAGCUGUAUUUGUGUUUUUUCCAUACACAUACAUGUACAGUAUUACAGAUUAAACACACUCCGUGCAACCUAAUUGAAGCCCUUUGUGUUAAUAUAGUAUGUACUGUAUAAUGAGAUGAUAGACGUGAUGAAAUCUGUGGUAUAUUGGCCUUAACGGAAACACCCUUUAUCUAGUGACUUAAUUUCUUUUAACAAAAAAGGCUGUCAUGUUGACAAUACAAUUUCUACAAAUAAGGUUUUCUAUAAAUAAUGUGGAUCCUAUUCAAAUAUAUUACUAAUAACAACUGUAUACUAAUGAAUAUUUGCUGUAUUAGUAUAUACAAUACAUCUAAAAUAUUGAACUCUUUGGAGAAAAUUAAUUUGCAACAGUUCAUGCUCUAUAGGAAGACUAUGAGUUGCAAAUUACUGUAAAAUCUAAUUGUAAUAUUGAUGUCAAAUGUCUGUCUUCAGAGUUUAUGAAACCUUCUUGAUGUAUUUUCUGGUAUAUAAAAAGUGUUAAUCAAUUUUAAUACCGUCUUUUUACAUACAGUACUUCAAACUGUGGUGUCUGAAGUGAUAUUUUGAAAACCAAAGUGUUUAAUGUAUGAUAUUAUGAUAUUUAUAAUAAUUAUUACUAUCUAGAUACUACUGCAUAUUCUUGCUGAUUAAUGUUGUUCAUCACAUUUUCAUGUAAAUACUGUACAUGCAGAUGUAAUUAAAUCCAGAUCAAAUGGUAACACAAAACAAAAGUAAAAGUUAUCCACAAAUAGAGUCACACAAUUGUCUUGCACAUCACGUUUCUCUCACAAACAUGCUUUUAAAAACAGAUGCCUUUUGCAAGUAUUUGAAGCCUGUAAAUAAUUGACCAGCCACAAAAGAAAAAAUAAUAAUUUGCAUGUUUCCUCUGAAACAAGCAGUCAAUACCAUCCUAAGGUGUCUGAGUCAUCACGAUUCCAUCUGUAAAAUCAAGUACUGCAUGAUUUUCAAUGUAAGUCUAAUUAAAUUCAUUAAAGGUCAUCCUUUAAUUAUCAAAUGACUUCAUUACUAGCAAGAUGCUGAAAAUUAUGGAUUUUUCUGACUAUAUUCAUUUUCAUUUUGAAAAGAAGCUCAUUCCACCUUUGUCUGCUGUCUACAUCUGACGUUGGCUUUACUACAGGGUAUUAAAGAGUAACUGGCUGCUUCUUAAAAACCUUUUAUGCUAGUACAUGAAAAGAGUAAGGUUUCUAGUUGUAGAGAUCAUUCAAAUUCUAAUUAAAAUUGUUUGUACUUAAUUGCAGCUUUUUUGAGUAAUUAUUUCUAAACAAUGAUUUGGGUUGUGGGUUAUGUUUUGUGAUGUAAACAAAUUAGUACAAGUCUGUCAAUGAGUGCAUAAUACCCAUCAGACUGCUUUAUUUUCCUACAAAGUUUGUGGCAAAAUAAAAUAAAAUGUGCCAUUUUGGUUUCUUGAUCAAUCAUA